Molecule: messenger RNA, 1278 nt
Organism: Symbiodinium necroappetens
Lineage: Eukaryota; Dinophyceae; Suessiales; Symbiodiniaceae
Source: the annotation of a GenBank genome assembly
AUGGUCGCAGCAGUCUGCCUAACGCGGACGAGGACUUUUCCAGCACUCUGUGCUUGCUGCUUGUGCCUGGGAGCCGUGAACACUGGCCUUUCUGCAGAAGAUGGCAUGUCUAGAGCCUGGGUGACGUGUCCCAGGCGGGAUGCGGCGCUCGGCUACUACACUGCGGCACUGAAGGGCGCGGCCAGAGUGGCAAGCUCCGACUUUGACUCUCAGAGCUCCAGCUUCAGGCGGCUAGCGAGGCUCCAUUUUCGUGCCGUGGAGCUUCGACGCCAGAAGAAGUGGGAUGGAGCAUCGAACGUGUACCGCGCGGCCAUUGGAUUAUACAGAACCAUGCCGCCAGCGAAGGAGGUGCCCUCCUUCGCUGCUGCCGCCUGCACCUGGCUGAAUUUGGCAUUGACAGAGAAGAACAAUGGGCACUUCGACGCCGCCCGACGUGUCUUUCAAGACGGCACGCGGUUUGUCCAAGAACAAAUGCAGAAGGAACUCGAUGUGCGUAUUGAUGGGCAGCACCGAGUUCUCUCAGGGACACAAGUUCAAGCGUCCAGCCGUGAUAUCCAGGUGGCCUGCAAAUGGCUUGCCACUUUGCUGGUGUCUUGGGGCUUGCUGGAAACGCAGCGAGGGUAUGCAGGCCGUGCGAAGGUGCUGGCCCAGCGAGCUGCAAAUCUUGAUGGGAGCAAGGCGAAAGUCGGGGCCUUGGGCGACGUGUUCGCGAUGACGCAGGGCUUUGCCUUCCGGUUCCUUUCCAUUGUAGCUGUUGGAAUCUUUCUGGCGAACAUCAGUGCGCUGUGGGACAGCUCGCGGUCGACGGCCUGGGCAACUCCGAGAAGUCCCAGCCAAGAGUCAGCUGUCGGAUACUACACCGCAGCGCUGCGGGGAGCUGCGACAGUCACCGGCCCAGAAAGCUCGGCCUUUCAGAGACUAGCGCGGCUCCACUACCACGCCGUGCAGUUGAGACGCGAGAGGAAGUGGGCCGGAGCAUCGGCCGUGUAUCGCACGGCAAUCGCUUUGCAAGAGCACAUGCCCCCGGCGAAAGAGGUGCCGGCCUAUGCCGCAGCUGCAUGCACCUGGCUGAACCUGGCCCUGACAGAGCAGAACAACCUUCGCUUCGACAAAGCCCGUGAAGCUUUUCAAAAUGGAACACAAUACGUCCAAGAGACCAUGCAGAAGGAGCUGAAAGUUUGGAUCGAUGGGCAAAACCGGCUGCGUUCUCGAGCUCUUGCACAGGCAGAACGCCCUUUGGUCGCAGAGCCGACCUUUUUGGCGACGUCGUUCAGGUAA